GAUCUGUGUAAGCCGAGUUGUCUCCCCUGAAGGACCGAUGUCAGGACAAUGGGAGGACUAAUCGAGGCCUUGACAGGGAUGCUGAUUGGCUGAGGUCACGUCACGUGGUCUACGUGAAGUGAGGAUCACGUCAGCGACCCACGUAACGUGGCAUGGCCACAUCGGUUGAGAAAUGGAUGUGGGUGUUUAGAGCCGGGGUUGGGUUCAUCCUGCUGGCAGGGUUGCUGUUCUUCAUAGGGUUCGCCACAACCCACUGGCUGAGCGCGAGCAACGUGAACGUGGGGUUGUGGGAGGUGUGUGUGGGAUCCACCUGCAGCAAGGUGUACUCCGACCUGCCAGGGUAUCACGUGGCCACCCAAGCCUUCCAGAUCAUGGCCGUCAUCGUGUACCUGUCGUCUCCCAUCCUGCACUUCUUCGUCUACUGCAGCCGGAAGGACAAGACCAACGGGUACCUGGCCAGAAUCUUUGACCUCGGCUUUAGCAUCGGAGUCGGCUUCCACUUCAUCAGCGUGAUGGUGUUUGGUCUAAAAACUCCCGACCCAGGCAGCCUCUCCUGGUCCUUCAACAUGUCAGCUGCAGCCGUCGCCAUCGCCUUCAUCGGCAUCAUCCUCGUCAUCGUCUCCAGGGACAAGGCCCUGAAGAACUUCGGCUUCUUCCCCAAGGACGUCGCCCAGCGGAGGGUAGGGUCCCAGCAGACCAGCGGCACCGGCACGCCCGUGUCUACCAGCAGCCGAGCCCGGGGGGACACGCCCGCCACACUCAACAGAAGCCAGAACAUUUUCGGCCCGGCGGAGCGACGCCCGCCACCGCCGGCACCGUUUACAACAACAGCAUCAGCCACACCCCCUGCGGCGUACGGUCAAGGUCAUAACCCACCGAUCUUUGUCCAAAGUCGUGGGAGUCUUCCGCUCCCUGGCCCGGCCUACCCUCCUCCCGUGGAGUACCCUCCUCCCGUGGCGUACCCACCUCCCGUGGCGUACCCACCCUCCACGUCUCACUCACCUGGGGAUCUGCGCCCCCUUAGAGGAGCCAUCAGGCCCACAGCGCCGCCCAUGGACAGGUGCGAACCCCCUUAUGUUGAGAGCCCACCUCCCUCGUACUCCGAGGCCGUAAGAUUUUCAACUCUUCAAAACCAGGAGCACUAAAUUGUGACAGAGAACUGACGUGCAGGGGGAGUAGAGUGUCUCAGGGAACAGACCUGAUUUUAAAGGAACUUGACGAAAUGUGACAACUAGAGCUCUCGUAGAUAACGCUAUCAGAACUUUUCUGCUGAUGAGUUCAAAGGUCGUUAGUGUGCGUUUGGUGUAUGUUUGUGUUCGGUGUGUAUGUGUGUAUGCAGAAAUGUUUUAAAUUGAAAAAUCUCUCCUACGACGACCUCUCUUAAACA
Messenger RNA from Physella acuta, 1387 nucleotides. RefSeq lists its product as uncharacterized. Lineage: Eukaryota; Metazoa; Mollusca; Gastropoda; Physidae. The record is from RefSeq and is a predicted model, not a curated record. Gene Ontology annotation, cellular component: plasma membrane.